Molecule: messenger RNA, 2823 nt
Organism: Anguilla anguilla (European eel)
Lineage: Eukaryota; Metazoa; Chordata; Actinopteri; Anguilliformes; Anguillidae
Gene: rpz
Product: rapunzel
Exons: 3
Coding region: 323-1000 (225 amino acids)
Source: RefSeq, a predicted model, not a curated record
AGUAUUAGAAUGGUACAGUCCAAUAUGAGCACCCCUGCAUAUUGAAGAUACAUGGGAGUGCCCCUUUGCAGGGCUUGCUGGGAAGAAGAAGAGGAAUACAUGAUUGGGGAUUGUAGAGAAGGAGAAAGAGGGAAAGGAACUCUCAAGAGGUCUCACAACUGUCACGGACGUCAGUCACCCUUCAGCUGCUUUUACACCACAGGACACUCACACCUGUCCAUCACGCCAAUCCAGAAGCGACUGUCAUCUGCGCGUAGAGAAGACGAUUCUAUCAUUUUGAGAGGCUCGUAAAACUACAUUUCCACCUCGACACCCUGCUGAAAUGGCUGACAUACUGGAGGACCGUGACAAGCUGAAGAGGGGCCUGGUUAAGGUGCUGGAGUGCGUGGCCACCAUCUCCUCAGCUGCCACUGUGGUCAACCCAAUAUUUGGGGUAGCUGGCUCCUUGAUCCGUGUGGUUCUGCAUCACGUUGACGACGAGGACAUCAAGACACUCAAGCGGGAGUUUGGCAGUGUGAACCGGGCCCUGGAUGAGAUCUCCCUGCAGAAUCGCAAUGCCUUGCAGCAGAUCAAGAAGGAGACGCUGGAUGGCCAGUACUCCCAGGUGGAGGCUAACCUGCGCAACCAGUUCCGUAAGUUCAUGGCGAUUGUGGAGGCCCGGCCCGACAACCGGAACGGCAAGAUCGAGGCCUUCAAGGAGAGCUACGCCGACGACCUGGGUGACCAGAAUCUGUACACCCUCUAUGAGGGCGUGAUGGGGAAACCCAAGCUCUUCAGCAAGCCCAUUCUGGAGGUGUACAUGAAGCACUCGCACGGCGACCGGCAGGUUAUGGAUCGCCUGUGCACCCGCCUCACCUAUCUCUUCUGCAUCGGCCUCAUCGCCCUCAUGGGCUACACUGCCCUCAUGGAAGAUGAUGAAGAAGGCAUUGCCGAAGAGUGGGCAGCCAAGAUGGAAGAUGUGCAGGAGAGGAUGCAAGAAGAACUCAGAAAGUGCAAGUGAUUCCUCGGCACCUCCCCGUCACACAACACCCUGCCCGCACUCUCCAACCAUUUCCCCAGUUUUGUCCUUCCCUGAGCUGAGAAAUCGAAAGGCUCUAAUGAAGCAAUGUCACACAGACCCAAUCACUGGUGAUACUGACACCAUUUAUAUUUCCUAGAAAUUAUGUUCACUGCCAUUCCUUGGAGAUUGUAUAAUGGUAUGUUUGGCAUGAUUGUAAUUAUUUUAAUUUUGUUAAGAAUUUCAAGGCUAGUAUUAUAAUAGCUUGACACACUACAUUGAAGUAUGCAGAUGUUACGAUCAAAAGUAAUUCCAGUUAAUGCAAGAAAACCAGGUGUUCACUAAUUCUCGUCUGUGUCAGCUUUGUUUUCUUGCUGUUUCGCUGAACAGUGAUGAAAGAAUUUAUGAAUUCCUAUUCCAAAUAACUGUCAACCAUACAAGACAUGCCAGUGAAUGUAUAAUAUUGUUCUAUAAAUCACACUUGCCUCUAGAACAACACUACAUCUAUGUCGUAAUGCAUGCAAUUUAAUUAUUUGUUAUAGAAACUAUAACUAUGUGCCUUCUAGUGUUAGAAGGCACAGUUAGUCUACCAUAUAAUCUAUAAAAAACAAGACAAGAAAAUGUAGUCAGUUAUUUCAUACACUACACUUCAGUAUAUCCUCUACACAACAGUUCUACAUGUUGCCAUCUUGCAUGUCAUGCAUUGUUGAUCCAAAUGAAUUUCCACCCAUACUAGCUGCCUUGUAACCAGACUUGCGACCUUGAACCUCUGAUUUACUUAGGUCUCAAUCAAGAGGCAGGUGAUCACGGCAUCUUGUUUAAAAUAGUAGUUGCAGCACAUAUAUACAACUAGAUGUUAAAUCUUUAAUAGAAUUAGCACUGGUGGAAUCUGUUUCAAAAUAAUUAACACUAAUGUAUAGAUAUAUACGAGAAUAAGACUAGGAGGCUCGUUUUUUGUCUAGAACACCAACUAGCAUGUAACUACACUACUGCACAUCUCACCGAAGUGAACAACCAUAAGCACUGACAGUAAUUUUAAUUUACCUUUCAUUUACCUGUCAUAUAUCUACUUUUCACAAGCAAAAACACAAAUACACAGGUCACACAGAAAAAUGUAAGCACCCUGUGUUACCCCCUCAUACACUCUCAGAAGAAAGCGUUCCAGAAGGCUCCUUUGCGUCUCCAUAGAGGAACCCUAUCUAGUGCAAGCCUUCUUUGUUGGGCAAUAUGGUUCAAUCUGGGAGCUAUGACGCUUUUCACACCUCCAUAGAGUGUUCCAUAAAGAACUGAAAAGGGAUGAAGACAAGCCAAAGAACCUUUUUUUCUGAGAGUGUAUGCCUAAUUUACAUUUUCUUAAAUGCCAAUAGUGCCUAUUCACCAGUUAUUUUCCUUUAAUUUUCUAAAGAGUAUCGCUGUAUGGCUGAUUGAGUUUGCCCUUGGACCACAGUGUUUCUUUUUACUUUUUUCCUGAGUGAAGUCUAUUUGUAUGCUGUCCAGUGACUUGUCCGUUGGGUUUAUGAGCCCCGUGAUUAUCUUCAGAAAUGCUAGGAACCUGUGAUGUGUACUGUUUGUGAUCCUUUUGGCAUGUUCAGUGAUGUAUGGUCCUGACUCAUUGCUAUAUAUUAUGCUGUGUAGACUCUAAAAACCUAAGAACCAAUGUAUGAUGUAUAUACAGAUGAAACUGGCAUUGCCUUUUAAGUACAUCUGCAUAUGUGUUCUGAAUAUGAAUUCUUCCAUUUUCCUCAUGUCUUGUUGGUUUUUAUUUUGUUAUUUUUAUACCUAUUGUUUCAAUGCAGAGCUACCAAUAAAGGUUUAUGGCAAACUGA